AUAACAGACAUGUCAUUAUAACCCUUACAUGUUUGAUUCGAAAAGAGAUAUACAAAAUGGUGUAUUUACCAGAUGUUUCGGUUUUCGGCGUAUUAAUUGCUAUUUCUGCAUGCCUUUUCGUCUGGCUAUGGAUUAGGUCAAGACGACCUAAGGAUUUUCCUCCGGGACCGACACCUUUGCCUUUAAUUGGAAAUUUAAACCAAUUCUCCGGUGAUCCUAACAUUCUGAACGUUUUCCGCAAACUUCGAAUACAAUACGGAGAUAUGUUCACUAUGUCGAUAGGAACCUUCUGGGUAAUCGUUGUCAAUGGAGCUGACAAUAUUAAGGAUUUAUUACUUUCAAAAGGCGAUUUCUUGUCUGACAGACCGCCUCUUUUCAUCAAUACUUUAAUUGACAAUCCUGGCGUUUCUACAGCAAAUGGAUCAUCAUGGAAACAGCAGCGAAAAUUUGCUCUUUCAAAACUAAGAGACUUUGGAUUUGGAAAACGUAGCUAUGAACCAAAAGUAGUGGAAGAAAUUGAGAUAUUUUUAAAGUACAUAGAAGAUUUUAAUGGAAAACCUUUUGACUUUUUAGAGACAGUAAAUAUUAGUGUUUCUAACAAUGUAAUGUCAAUAGUUGUUGGCCAUAGAUUUGAUUAUAAUGAUCCUAGGUUCAAAUACUUUAUUGGUCUACAGCAAGAAACCUUUAAAGACGCAGCUUUUUCGGGGCCAGUGAAUUUUAUACCUUUACUUGCAAAGAUACCUGGUGAUGCUUUUAGAGUAAAAAAAAUUGCAAAGACCGUGGGUAAAAAUGUCCAAUUAUUUAAAGACGAAGUGCAAGAACACAAAGCAACCUACGACGAAGACGAUAUUCGGGAUUUUUCUGAUGCCUUCCUGAAAGAAAUAGCACUUCAUAAACAUGAAAAAGACACUAUUUUUACAGAGAAUCAGUUAGUAUGGCUCAUAGGGGACUUCUUUGCAGCCGGGACAGAAACAGUAUCAACAGCAAUAAAAUGGGCCGUGAUGUUCUUAUUAAAUAACGUUAAUGUUCAAUGUAAAAUGAGAAAAGAGAUUGAACAGGUAGUUGGAAAUAGUCGAUUACCGCAACUCUCUGACAAAAAGGACAUGCCGUAUUGUGAUGCUGUUGUUCAUGAGGUUUUAAGAUUAGGAAACAUUGUUCCGUUCGGUUCACCUUAUUAUGCAAAGGAUGAUUUUUCAUUUAAAGAUUACAGAUUUCCAAAAAAAUCUAUAAUUAUGGCAAGUCUUGACUCGAUUUUGAUAAACGAAGACGAUUUUCAAAACUGCAACGAAUUUUUACCAGAACGUUUCAUCGAUGCUAAAGGACGAUUGGUUGGAGUAGAAAAGGUCAUUGCUUUCUCCUUGGGACAGAGGAAAUGCCUUGGUGAGUCCCUAGCUAGGAUGGAACUCUUUCUCUAUUUAACAGGCCUUGUUCAAAGAUUUGAUCUGCUUCCCCCAGUUGGAGAGAAUCCACCUGUGAUCGAAGGAUUGGUCGGAAUUCUUCACAGUCCUGUAUCGUAUACGCUCAGGGCAGUCGCUAGAAACACGUGAUCAAUCAUUUGUGAUAGAAUUGAAUGAAAUGGUUUUACUUUAAACAUGUAAUAAUUGAUUUUUGUUCCUUUACAUUCAUUCAAUUCCAUAGAAACUUUUCUUUAAUACGACAUUAAAGAAUUUGUAAUCAAGAGGUAUAAAAGUGUCGAUUUUUUGUUUAUGAAUCUUAUUGUUAAAUUGGUAUGUGUUAAGAGUUUCCAAACCGAGUCUUAUUUGAGCACCAACCCUAACGUUUUUGUGAGGAUUUCUACACAACGAAUUCACGUCAUUUGUUGUAACUGCUGAUUUAUUUCAUCACCAUACGAGACAUAAUUGAUCAAAUACACAUUAAAUAACGUCACUUAAUGUAUUGAAAAAUUUGAAAUUGCGGACGUUCCGGUACAGCGGUAUAUAUCAUACCAGAAUUUUACACAUUGAAAACACGAUAUUAUCCGGAUCAAACAUUAAACAUUUGGUCACACAAAAAUUACCUGAGCCUCAAGAGAAGAGUCCAAACCGUCUUCUGUCAAAUUUUCCUGACGCAAUCGCAAUA
Mytilus californianus (California mussel) is the source of this 2079-nucleotide messenger RNA. RefSeq names its product cytochrome P450 2D4-like. NCBI's taxonomy places the organism in Eukaryota, Metazoa, Mollusca, Bivalvia, Mytilida, Mytilidae. The coding region runs from base 57 to 1547 and encodes 496 amino acids. The record is from RefSeq and is a predicted model, not a curated record. Gene Ontology annotation, cellular component: intracellular membrane-bounded organelle; cytoplasm. The transcript has 4 exons. Gene Ontology annotation, biological process: xenobiotic metabolic process. Gene Ontology annotation, molecular function: iron ion binding; oxidoreductase activity, acting on paired donors, with incorporation or reduction of molecular oxygen, reduced flavin or flavoprotein as one donor, and incorporation of one atom of oxygen; heme binding.